UUUUACCUGGAAUUUGUUCCUCCUAUUUCUUUUUGUUCUAUUUCAGCUUAUCACCGUUCAACUAACUUCUUGACAAGUUCAAGGUUUAUAUUUGAAGAAAAUAAUUGAAUUUUCGAUCUGAAUUAACUCGAGGUUUUAAAAUUACUGAUUGUACAGCAAAUUGAUUGUGUUUGAUUGAUAGAUCAAUCCUCAAGAUUUUGAGAGGGUUUUGACGAUCGAGAAUUAGCGAUGUCUGGACCCUUGGAUCGGUUUGCGAGACCUUGCUUUGAGGGGUCUUCAGGUGCUGAUGAGAGAAGAGAAAGAAAAUCUGAUUUUGAGAAUUCUGAGGAUGAAAGAAGGACAAAGAUUGGUUCCCUGAAGAAGAAAGCACUGAAUGCCUCAACAAAGUUCAAGCAUUCUCUCAAGAAGAAGAAGGGCAAUAGAAGAAAGAGCAAUGGCCGAGUCAGCGCUGUUUCAAUUGAGGAUAUCCGGGAUGCUGAGGAGCUGCAAGCUGUCGAAUCAUUUCGACAAGGUUUGAUAUUGGAUGAGUUAUUGCCAGACAAGCUUGAUGAUUAUCAUAUCAUGUUGAGGUUUUUGAAAGCAAGGAAAUUUGAUAUUGAAAAAGCGAAGCGCAUGUGGGCCGAUAUGAUUCAGUGGAGGAAAGAUUUUGGGACCGACACAAUUAUGGAGGAUUUUGAAUUUAAAGAGUUGAAUGAAGUUUUGAAUUAUUAUCCCCAUGGUUAUCAUGGAGUUGAUAAAGAGGGAAGGCCUGUAUACAUUGAAAGACUGGGAGAAGUCCAUCCCAACAAACUUAUGCAAGUUACAACGAUGGACCGUUACAUAAAGUACCAUGUCAGGGAGUUUGAGAAAUGCUUUGCCAUUAAGUUCCCGGCUUGUAGAAUUGCUGCCAAAAGACAUAUUGAUUCAAGCACGACGAUUUUGGAUGUCCACGGUGUGGGCUUGAAAAACUUCACUAAGAGUGCACGGGAACUCAUUAUGCAGCUCCAGAAGAUAGAUGGAGAUAAUUAUCCUGAAACACUUCAUCAAAUGUUUAUCAUCAAUGCUGGUCCAGGCUUUAGGCUACUGUGGAGUACUGUAAAAGGUUUUCUAGAUCCCAGGACCACUACUAAGAUUCAUGUUCUUGGAAACAAAUACCAGAACAAGUUGCUUGAAAUAAUAGAUGCCAGUGAGUUGCCAGAAUUCUUGGGUGGAAUGUGUACCUGUGCAGAUCAAGGAGGCUGCCUUCAUUCAGAUAAAGGGCCAUGGAAGAAUCCAGGGAUUUUAAAGAUGGUGCUUAAUGGUGAAGCACAACGUGCUAGGCAGGUUUUUAAAGUUCUUAACAGCGAGGGGAAGAUCAUUUAUGCUAAUCCACUCUACUCGAUGGUAAAAAGCAGUGAUACGUCUACUGCCGAGUCUGGUUCUGAAGCUGAAGAUAUUGCUGCUCCAAAAGCCUUUAGGAAUUAUUCACAUCUUCGGUUGACUCCAGUUCGUGAGGAGGCUAAGGCUAUUGGAACAUCUAGCUCUGUUGGGAACUUGUCAGGGUAUGACGAGUAUGUUCCCAUGGUUGACAAGGCGGUUGAUUUUGGAUGGAAGAAGCAACCAUCCCUUCCGAAGCCUUUUAUUACUAAAGAAUUUUUAAAUACAGAAACAUCUCAAAAGGCCCCAGAAGGGCUUUCUGCUCGCAUAUUGGCAGCUCUUCUGGCCUUCUUCAUGACCCUUUUUGUGUUCUUCCGUACACUAUCAUGCCGUGGCACCAAGAAAUUGCCUGAUGCAUCAUCGCAUCACAAGCAAACAAUUCAAGAAUUUUCCUUAGACACGAGUACAAAGGAAGAGUUUCGACCACCUUCACCAACUCCACAAUUUACAGAAGCUGAACUUCUAUCUUCUGUUUUAAAGAGGUUGGGAGAGCUUGAAGAGAAGGUGAAUACUCUUCAAGAAAAGCCAUCACAGAUGCCUCACGAGAAAGAAGAACUGCUCAACGCUGCCGUUUGCCGAGUUGAUGCCCUAGAAGCUGAGUUAAUCGCCACCAAAAAGGCUCUGCAUGAGGCUUUGAUGAGGCAAGAGGAGCUGCUUGCAUAUAUAGACAGUCAAGAAGAAUCCAAGUUGCAGAAAAAGAAGUUUUGCUGGUAAGGACUUGUCUAAUACGAUGAACAUGGGGGUUGAGAAUGUAUGCGGUUGUAUUUGAUGUGACUGUCGUUAACCAUGUGGAGAAUCUUGAAGAUUUCUUUACACAAAAUGUUGAGAGGAACUCUGAAGUGUGGUUUAAAUUUGAUUAUUUUGAGAUAUUUUUGACUGAUGUUCGAAAUUAUAGAUAUUCAUUGCAAAUC
Molecule: messenger RNA, 2306 nt
Organism: Olea europaea var. sylvestris
Lineage: Eukaryota; Viridiplantae; Streptophyta; Magnoliopsida; Lamiales; Oleaceae
Product: phosphatidylinositol/phosphatidylcholine transfer protein SFH8-like
Exons: 14
Coding region: 229-2109 (626 amino acids)
Source: RefSeq, a predicted model, not a curated record